Messenger RNA from Mangifera indica (mango), 1922 nucleotides. RefSeq names its product AP-4 complex subunit mu-like. The record is from RefSeq and is a predicted model, not a curated record. NCBI's taxonomy places the organism in Eukaryota, Viridiplantae, Streptophyta, Magnoliopsida, Sapindales, Anacardiaceae. Gene Ontology annotation, biological process: protein targeting; Golgi to lysosome transport. The coding region runs from base 201 to 1490 and encodes 429 amino acids. The transcript is spliced from 13 exons. Gene Ontology annotation, cellular component: trans-Golgi network; clathrin adaptor complex; cytoplasmic vesicle.
UUUGUAUACCAUGUUUACCUACAAUAUUAGCUAAGUUCGUUUGACCGAUAAGAAAACAAGAGCAUUACUAGAACUUUGUAGUCAUUUGAAGUUUCUAAAUAAAUCUAAAAUGAACCUUCAACCGAAAGAAUAGAGCAGCUAGAAAAGAAAUAUCAGGCCAAGAAAGGGAUCAGAUCUUAGUUCAAUUUUGCAAAGCAAAAAUGAUCUCGCAGUUCUUCGUACUGUCUCAACGAGGCGAUAACAUCGUCUUCCGCGACUAUCGAGGUGAGGUGCAGAAAGGAUCUGCGGAGAUAUUUUUUCGUAAAGUGAAGUUUUGGAAAGAAGAUGGACACGAGGAGGCGCCGCCUGUCUUUAACGUGGACGGUGUGAACUACUUUCAUGUGAAAAUUGUUGGAUUAUUGUUUGUCGCAACAACAAGAGUUAAUGUUUCACCAUGUCUUAUGUUGGAGCUUCUGCAAAGGGUCGCUCGUGUGAUCAAAGAUUAUCUUGGAGUUCUCAAUGAAGAUUCAUUGCGUAAGAACUUUGUGCUUGUGUAUGAGUUGCUUGACGAAGUCAUUGAUUUUGGUUAUGUGCAGACAACUUCUACUGAAGUGUUGAAAUCCUAUGUGUUUAAUGAACCAAUUGUGAUUGAUGCUGCACGCCUACAACCUCUUGGCCCUGCUUCCAUUUUUAUGCAAGGUACCAAAAGAAUGCCAGCAACAGCUGUCACUAAAUCUGUUGUGGCAAAUGAGCCUGGUUGUAGGAAGAGAGAAGAAAUUUUUGUGGAUAUAAUUGAAAAAAUCAGCAUGACAUUUAGUUCAAGUGGAUAUAUACUGACUUCUGAGAUUGAUGGCACCAUCCAAAUGAAGAGCUAUCUUACUGGGAACCCAGAAAUACUAUUAGCUCUUAAUGAUGACCUGAGCAUAGGAAAAGAUGGGAGAUCGAUAUAUGAGUAUAGGAGUUCAUCUGGGUCAGGAGCUGUGAUACUUGAUGACUGUAACUUUCAUGAAUCUGUACGCCUUAAUAGUUUUGAUCUGGAUAGAACUCUGUCUCUGAUUCCGCCAGAUGGUGAAUUUACUGUCAUGAACUAUCGUAUGACCCAGGAGUUCAAGCCUCCUUUUCGUAUUAACACAUUGACUGAAGAAGCAGGAGCCCUUAAGGUUGAAGUGAUUAUAAAAAUAAACGCAGAAUUCUCUUCCAACAUUACAGCAAACACAAUUGUAGUAGAAAUGCCCCUUCCAAAAUAUACUACCAGAGUGGGAUUUGGAUUAGAACCUGGAGCAGUUGGGCAGAAAACAGAUUUCAAGGAAGCUACUAAGCGACUUGAAUGGGGUUUAAAGAAGAUUGUUGGUGGAUCUGAACACACGCUACGUGCAAAGUUGACAUUUUCACAGGAAUCACGAAAUAUCAUAAAAGAAUCUGGACCCGUCAGCAUGACUUUCACAAUCCCAAUGUACAAUGCUUCAAGGCUUCAGGAGUUUAACAGACUAGAGAAUCACCGUAAUCUGUAACAGUCAACCAGAUGAUAGUUCAGAUUAUGAUUUUUUGGAAUCCUUUCAAAUUAUGAUUUUUCCGCCAGUUUCUGUUCUCUGAGCAAGUCAUUUUGGAGUCAUGAUUGAAUUAUGGGCUUCUUGGUAGAAAUGGCCCAACUUGGUCACUGCUUUGAACCUUGAUGCUAAUAGCGUUGGAACACCAGCUAGUAGGAAGUCUUUAGUUCUGAGAAAUAUUUUAUUUUACGGGAGUGUUUACACCAGAAAUUGCUAAUUUUGUAAUAGUUUUAGUAACUACGAUGCUUUUAUUAGAGUUAAAAUCUUGUAGCAAGCCCACUGGAGGCUUCUCCUGUUUAUGAGGGAGGAGGGCUUUAUGCCGGUAUCUGUCACUGACUGAAUGACAGUUUACCAAAUAACAGGAGUUAAGAUUAUUACUCUGUGUUGAAGUCAAAA